AUGUGGAUGUCACCUCCCACGGCCCUCGCGCAGCUCAUACAAGAAAGCUCCACACCCUCAACCUUGGCAACGCUAGCCAGCAGUACGAGCAUCCCUCCACUCCCACUUUCGACGUCCUCCAACCCGGAGCCCGUUGCCAUCGCCAGCUCCUCGAUUGGCUUCAUACAGUCAGCAACCUCAACCUCCCCCUCCACCACGAACACCAGCUCCGCAGCUCUCGAAGCCGACGCAGCCUCCCUCCUGAACUACUACUUCAUCUUCGUCGCCCUCUUCCUCUGUUUCAUCGCCCUCGCCUUCUUCUACUUCCACCGGCGCAGCAAGCUCCGCAGAGAGCGCUUCCGGAACAGCGUGCAGAACGCCCUGGCACGCGACCUCGACGGCUGGGUCUACACCAGGCGAUGGGUGCACGGCAGCUGGCGACCCGGCGACAGCGGAGUGUUGAGACGCGAGGACGGGCUUAAUGAGCAUGGGGAGGCGCCGCCGCCUUAUGCUCCGGCUGCGGAGACGGGACAUGCGGCAGGCGUCGACGGUGUGGAUGUAAGAGGGGGACUUCAGGCAGGCUAUGGAAGCGACGGCACCGCAAACCUCGCAGUUCCCCUACAGACAUAUGCGGGAGAUGGUCGCCCUCAUGCGGAUCCACCGGAGUAUCAAGAGGCCGCCUGGCCACUCAAUGACGCUACCGCCCGCGACCUUCAUGCGAUCGAACUUUCGGUAGAUCCGUCACGGAGAUACCUUCCGAGGCUAAGGCCAGUCCCGAGUGAACCGGGCCCCUGA
Messenger RNA from Coniosporium apollinis CBS 100218, 774 nucleotides. RefSeq lists its product as uncharacterized. NCBI's taxonomy places the organism in Eukaryota, Fungi, Ascomycota, Dothideomycetes. The coding region runs from base 1 to 774 and encodes 257 amino acids. The transcript has a single exon. The record is from RefSeq and is a predicted model, not a curated record.